Messenger RNA from Bursaphelenchus xylophilus (pine wood nematode), 2114 nucleotides. The record is from the annotation of a GenBank genome assembly. Lineage: Eukaryota; Metazoa; Nematoda; Chromadorea; Rhabditida; Aphelenchoididae.
AUGCUUAAACUACUCUAUCUCUUCACUUUUGAACUACUGACUAUCCUUGCUGCUGGUAAGUUCGACUCAUCCGCCUUUUUUAGUCCACAUUGUUUCUAACAAUAUUACUUAUUGUAGGAGAGUAUCUCAGACCAUGUUAUUUUACAAAUUGGGCUCAAUAUCGACAAGGUCGUGGAAAGUAUUUGCCUGAAGAUUAUGUUCCCGGCCUUUGCACUCACAUUCUCUUUGCCUUCGGAUGGAUGAAUGAAGAUUUCACAGCAAAGUAACCACUUUCCAUUUACGUAUUACUUGUUUCUAUUUUUUACAACAUAUAACCGCUCUUUUAGAGCAUACGAUCCUGCCGAUCUACCCAAUGAUUGGGCGGGACCUGGAAUGUAUUCUCGGGUAAAUGCCCUCAAACAAAGAGAUCCCAAACUGAAGACAUUACUCUCGUUUGGAGGAUGGAGUUUCGGCACAAGACUCUUCCAAGGAAUGACCGCCACAACUCAGACGAGAGAUAAAUUCAUAAAAUCAUCUAUAGAAUUCGUUCGAAAAUAUGGAUUUGAUGGGAUUGACAUUGAUUGGGAGUACCCUAAGGGCGAUACAGAUAAACAGAACUUCAAUCUGUUCUUACAGGUGAGAAUUUAUGAGCUAAACACUAAUACGGGACUUCUUUAGGAACUGAAACACGCGUGUGAGCAGGAAGCGACAAGCACAGGAAGAAAUCGCCUCCUUAUAACCGCCGCUGUUGCUGCUGGGGUGAAUAAUAUACAAAAUGGAUACGACAUUCCCACUAUCUCACGGUAAGUUACCAAACUAAUAAUCCCGGCAACAAAUUUUACCACUAUUCUCCUGCUUACAGGUUGUUAGACUUCAUCUUACUGAUGAGUUAUGAUUUCCAUGGAGCUUGGGAGCAGAAAACAGGCAUGAACGCCCCUUUGUAUGGUCAGAUUGGCGACGAACCAGAGUGGAAUGUGGUAGGUAUCAAGCCCAGCCGAUUGUUUAGUUAAAUGUAAAAUGAUUUUUUCCAGGCUGGAGCAGCCACCUAUUGGACUGACCAUGGAAUGCCCAAACACAAGCUCGUCAUUGGUGUUCCCACUUAUGGCCGAGGGUGGACUUUGACAAACACAGCAGACUAUUCGAUUGGUGCAGCUGGAUCUACAGCCAGAACAACGAAAUAUGUUGGAGAAGCUGGGACUGCGGCUUAUUACGAAUUCUGUGAGAUGUUGGCAGAGGGCGGAGUACGAUAUUUUGAUGACAAAACAAAAGUGCCAUAUUUGGUGAAAGGCGACCAAUGGUUCAGUUACGAUGACAAGGCUUCAAUCAAAGCUAAAGUUGAUUGGAUCAAGGAAAAUGAAUAUGGGGGAGCGUUUGUGUGGACCUUGGAUAUGGACGACUUCAAUGGACAAUGUUCCACUGGAUAUGGAGAAAAAUAUCCACUAAUUGGGACCAUUGCCAAGGAAUUAGCUGGAGUUGUUAUUCCAGCAGGAUCAGGAACAGUCGUUAGUCGCAUUAUUCAAUGAAAAUAUAUAUUAUUUUAGACUCCAGAACCACCACCUUAUAUUCCUUCGUAUACCACAGCUUCAAUUUAUCCUUGGUCCACUUCUUCUGUUGCCCCCAAUGAUCUUGAUCAUGCCUGUCUCGGACAAGGGGAUGGUUUUAAAGCGAUCCAUGGUGUUUGUACAGAGUUUGUUUUGUGUCUAUCAGGAAAGGGAAUGGUGAUGACAUGCCCUCAAGGCACCGAAUUCAGUCGGGGAUUGGGUUAUUGCACAUAUGUAAGUCAAUUUAAGAAAAACCGCGCAACUUUCGCAUGUUUCAUUUUUUUUAGGCGACCCAGUCAGGAUGUAACACUUCUCGACCUUACAGUUGGAUAUCGACGAGCACAUACCAGCCAGGCUCCACUACGGUAGACACUGGAUCAAAAAAAGGUAAAUGACAACAGGGAAUGUGUUCAAUUAAUAACAGAUUUCACUUGCCAAAACCAAAAGGAUGGCUUCUAUCCAGACCCCAAUAGCUGUUAUCAAUUUUACCGCUGUGUAAAUGGUAUCUCGUACCAUUUCGAUUGUCCAAUCGGCCUCAAGUUCAGUAAAGAAACUUCUAUGUGUAAUCAUCCUAAUUCCGUAAAUUGCCAGUGA